AUGUCGCUUCGCAGGUUCAGGAGCAGCCCCAAAGCGAUCAAAGACGUGAACUUGGUGACGGAGGAGCUGAAAAAUCUCUACUACAAGAGGCUGCUGCCAAUUGAGAAGCAUUAUUUGUUUCAUCACUUCCAUUCGCCCAGUUACGAGGAUGCAGACUUUGAGAACAAGCCGAUGAUUCUCGUGAUGGGCCAAUACUCCACAGGGAAGACAACAUUUAUAAGGUAUCUUAUAGAGCAAGACUUUUUAGGUGGUAGAGUCGGUCCAGAGCCAACAACAGAUUGCUUCUCUGCGCUUAUGCAUGGAGAUGUAGAAGGCAUCAUACCGGGAAAUGCUUUGACGAUGGACCCUAAAAAGCCGUUCAGGAACUUGGAUCCUUUUGGGAAUACAUUUUUGAACAGAUUCCAGUGUGUUCAAAUGCCAAAUCCAGUUCUUGAAAAUAUCAGCAUUAUAGACACACCAGGCAUAUUGACUGCAGCGAGGAAGAGGCUCAGUCGAGGCUAUGACUUUCCAGCGGUGUUGCGUUGGUUCGCCGAGAGAGUGGACCGGAUCAUCCUGCUGUUUGAUGCGCACAAGCUGGAGUUUUCAGAUGAGCUAACCCGGGCCUUCGGGGCCCUGUGCGGACACGAAGACAAACUGCGUGUGGUUCUCAACAAGGCCGACACGGUGGACUCCCAGCAGCUGAUGAGAGUGUACGGCGCCCUCAUGUGGUCGCUGGGGAAAGUGUUCAAGACCCCCGAGAUCCUGAAAGUCUACAUUGGCUCUUUCUGGUCCGAGCCCAGGCAGAAGUGUGACCAUUAUGAGCUGAUUGAGUUGGAGGAGGAGGAUCUGCUGACGGAUAUAAGGAACCUGCCGCGCAACGCUGCCAUAAGGAAACUCAAUGAUCUAGUGAAAAGGGCCAGAUUAGUGAGGGCCCACGCCCACAUUAUCGGCCACCUGAAGAAGGAGAUGCCCUCCAUCUUCUGCAGAGAAAGCAAGAAACACAACCUCAUCUAUGAUCUUCCAGAGAUUUUCCGCAAGAUCCAGCAGCAGCAGCGUGUUCCAGCAGGAGAUUUCCCAGACUGCACCAAAAUGCAGGAAAAACUUCUCGGUCAAGAUUUCUCCAAGUUCAAGACACUCAAGCCGAGCCUGAUGGCCUCCUUGGACAAGCUCCUCACCAGUGACAUUGCCAAGCUGGUUCCUCUGCUCAAAAUACAAGAACUGAGCAAGAAAUCCCUCCCGGGGGUACUCGACGCCGACUUCCUGGGAACGUUUAAGCCGGAGCAUUACAGACGAGACCCCUUUAAAGAAAUCCCCAGGGAAGAGGAGGGCAGUGACGAGGACUUUGACGAAUGGGCGGUGGAGAAGUUCAAGCCGAAGUACGACGAAAUCUUCUACAAUUUGAACCCCAACGAAGGCAAGCUCAGCGGCACCAAGGUCCGAGAGUGGAUGACCGGGACGCUGCUGCCCAAUUCGGUGCUGGCUCAUAUCUGGAGGUUGUCGGACGUGGACGGGGACGGGAUGCUGGACAAUGAGGAGUUUGCUGUGGCCGUUCAUCUCAUCGAGGGGAAGAUGGAGGGCUACUACCUUCCCAGACAGCUCCCCUCGCAUUUGGUGCCCCCAUCCAAAAAGAUCAGUGAGGCUAGCCAGGAGGAGUAG
Knipowitschia caucasica is the source of this 1635-nucleotide messenger RNA. The record is from the annotation of a GenBank genome assembly. NCBI's taxonomy places the organism in Eukaryota, Metazoa, Chordata, Actinopteri, Gobiiformes, Gobiidae.